AUGAUUGAGAACUGGCGCCCCAUCAGUCUUCUCAAUGUUGAUAGAAAGAUCUUGGCAAAGAUUAUUUUUUGGCGCUUGUCGUCAGUAGCAGGCGAUUUGUUGUCCAGCCAUCAGCACUGUUCGGUCCAAGGUAGAAGUACCUUUUCAGCGGUUUUGGCUAUCCGGGAGGCUUUGGAACGAUGCAGGGCUGCUGGAUGGAGAAAGUACUUGCUGGCAUUGGAUCAGGCAAAAGCUUUUGAUCGAGUGAAUCAUGAAUAUCUGUGGUUGCUGCUUGGUAGAUAUGGCCUGCAGGGGAGGUUUAUAGAUUGGCUGAAGACAUUAUAUAAAGGGGCUGAGAGCUUCCCACUUGUUAAUGGUUGGGUUGGGCGGCCUUUUGAGGUCGGCUCUGGUGUGCGCCAGGGAUGUCCUUUGAGCCCCCUGCUAUAUGCUUUCGCAAUCGACCCCUUUGUAAGAAGGCUAGAGGGCGCAUCGUUGUGCGGGGUGCCUCUGGGCAUUGCUGGUGUGCCGCCUUUGAAGGUCAUUGCCUAUGCUGAUGAUGUGUCUGUUAUUAUCUCUGGGACUGAGGAGGCGCAGGAGGUGGUCUCUGUGAUAGAGCAGUACACGGAGGCUUCUGGCUCUAAAGUCAACCAUGAAAAGAGUGAAGUUUUCUGGAUGGGUGAGGAGGGUGAAAGCUUCGAACUUCCGGAUGCCUUCCCAGAGCCCCAGCAGGAAAUUAAAAUUUUGGGCAUCAAAUUUGGUCCUGGUGACUAUGGUCAUCGAAACUGGGAAAGCAGGUUGGUAGUUGCCAAUGCCAAAGUAGCGAGCUGGAAGAGAUGGAGGCUUUCCUUAAGAGAGAGGGUUGACUUGAUCAAAACUUACCUGAUCCCGAUCUUUUUAUAUGUCAGCUUCGUCUGUAUCUUGCCGGUAUCUCUCUAUGCACGGGUCUACAGCUGUUUUUUCCAACUGUUAUGGGGAAAUAGGCUGAACUUGAUCAAACGCAAUGUAACUUACCUGUCCAGGCGGGAGGGUGGCCUAGGAAUGGUCAACCCGAUAGUUUUCUUUUCUUUGCUCUUUUUAAAGUACAAUCUUGGUAAUAUGUUAGCAGAGACCCCGCCGGGAUGGGUGGGUAUUUUUCAGUCUUGGUUUAGGCCUUUUCUGCAUUGCUGGGAAGAUGGCGGCCCAGUGAAAAGUCUGAGAGUCCGACAUGGCAAGCUCCCGGCUUAUGUUGCCCCGUGUCUGAAAAUACUUCGGCAGUGGCAGGUGACAGUGGAGGAUAUCAGGUCCCUUCCCAGGAAGCUUCUGGGGGAGAGGAUUUUGGCUUUUGCUUUCAGUGUGUCACUGGCCUUAAAGGAUUGCCCAGGCUCCGUAAUGAGGGAGGGAUUGCGUUUAAUUAACUUGGAGAGAAUCCCUUUGAAGUUUAGGGAUCAAGCCUGGCUCGCUUUCCAUGGAAGGCUCUAUGUGAGAGGGAACCUGAAGCACCGCCCUGUGGAUGAUCGGGAUUGUCCUAGAGCAGAGUGUGUUGGUAAAGUGGAGUCUAUGGACCACUUUCUGCUCCUGUGUCCCUUUAACAUAGAGGUGUAUAAAAGGGUGGGGAGGGCUCUGGGCAUCCCCUUUCUCUAUCGCAUGAGUUAUGCAGAGUGGGUGUACGGGGCAUUCCCAGCUUGCUGGGACUUUGAUUUGGAUACACUUUUUCUAGUUAGUAUAGUUGUCCGUUACUUCACAUGGAACGCACGGUGUCAGAUUACCAUCCGGAAGAAAGUCCUCCCUGUAGAGGUGGUGGUGCACGAUAUUCUGGGUGAGGUUGGGAAGAUUCGGGGUCUUGAGAGGGUCAGAGAGCCUCGGGCGGUCUGGAUAAGGGCAUGGAGGAAUAUCAGACCUGCCUUUGGUGAACUGUCCAUCUCUGGGUGA
Molecule: messenger RNA, 1887 nt
Organism: Staurois parvus
Lineage: Eukaryota; Metazoa; Chordata; Amphibia; Anura; Ranidae
Source: the annotation of a GenBank genome assembly